AUGCAAGAAAGCAAGAAAUUUGAUGUGGCUGUUGUGGGUGGUGGAGUUGUAGGCUGUGCUAUUCUUCAUGAGUUCACGUCUUUGGGGCUCAGUUGCAUUCUGUGCGAAAAAGAGGAGAAUCUUGUGAGUGGUGCCAGCUCGGGAAACAGUGGUACACUUCACACAGGAUUCGAUGCACCACUCGACAGUCUAGAGUUACGCUGUCUUCAGCGUGCACGAGAUUUGAACGAGAGCUUUUUCUCCAACAACAACAUCCCUUACCGGAAAUCUGGCGGUUUUAUUGUUGCUUGGAAUGAAAACGACCUCGAUAAGCUACCUGAGCUAGUCGCCAAAGCUCACAAAGCUGGCGUUACUGACGUCAGGCAAGUAACAGCUAAUGAGCUACUCGAGAAGGAACCUCAGUUGAGUCACAAAGCAUUAGGUGCUGUCUACGUACCAGGGGAAAGUUUAGUCGAUCCUUGGAAGGUUCCCAUUACCUUAGCUAACAUAGCUACGACUCGCAAUGCAACUAUUUUAACAAGCUGUCACGUGACUGGUGGAAAGAGGCAAAAGAAUCAUUGGCAGCUGUCAACUUCCAAAGGACCAAUCACUGCUUCAGUUGUUAUCAACUGUGCUGGUUUAUUUGGUGAUGAAUUGGAAACAAUACACAGACAAAGUCCAUUCACAAUAAAACCUCGAAAGGGACAAUACGCAGUUUUCAGCAAGUCGGCAGGCAGACUUUUGAAUUCUAUUAUCUUCCCUGUUCCAACGCCAAAGACAAAGGGUGUUCUUGUCUUUCCAACGGUUUAUGGCAAUAUUGUGGUUGGACCAACUGCAGAGGACCAAUUAGAUCGUAACAAUGCCGAAAUCAAUGAGGCAGUUAUUGAAAGCUUGGUAACCCAUGCACACACCAUUCUACCUUCCCUCAAAGAACAUGCUGUUAUUGGCACCUAUGCAGGUUUGCGACCUGCCACAGAGUUUAAAGAUUACUGCAUUGACUGUCAUCCAGGGGAAGGGUGGAUCACAGUUGGCGGCAUUCGCUCAACAGGUCUGUCUGCUUGUCUUGGGAUUGCUAAGCAUGUGGCAUCAUAUUUACCAUCUUUUGGAUUUAAAAAUUGUAAUAACCCACCUGUAACUGGUCUGACAGUAGCUGAUAAGGACUGGAAGAUCACUCAUCCUAUUACAAAGUUUGGAUUGUUGACUGAUGAUCACAAAAUAGAUGACUAA
Molecule: messenger RNA, 1206 nt
Organism: Orbicella faveolata
Lineage: Eukaryota; Metazoa; Cnidaria; Anthozoa; Scleractinia; Merulinidae
Source: RefSeq, a predicted model, not a curated record